ACAACAUGUCUGCCACCGCCAGAACAAGUAGCAGUAGAAGAAGAAAACUACAAAGAAGAAGAAAACUACAAAGAAGAAGAAGGUGUUUACCGCUGUGUAUUGUUUUGAACGAUCAGUAAAAACAGCAGUGAGAAGCAUCAACUCUGGAAAGAAAAGAUCGACGCCAUUUCAAAGCCAGGGACAAAAGCAAAUAGAAAGUAUUUUCUUUUUUUUUUUUUUUGUAUGCUUCCUUCCUGCAGUCGAAGCCUCUUGAAAAACCACCAUUUUAGAUCAAAAAUAACUAUUUAUUUUUCUGGAAAAAUAAAGGCUGAAGCUAAAAUACAGAUGCUAAUGCUGUUCUGGAAAUGUUUUGGCUUAGCAUAUUGACGUAGAAGCUGGACCUGACGCCAAUACAUUAAUUUCCGGGACGCAAAGGGUUUGUUUUUUUGUUGUUGUUGUUUUGCAUCACUUAUUAAAACAGGGUAAAAUAAGAAGGUAAUAUGGAGGACGAAGUUUGCUUGGAUUCGCCUUUACAAAACUGUCAGUGUUAUUAUGUGUUUAUACACUGAGUGAAUAUAGUACUGUGAGGUGCAGUCAUAUCAAAGCCAGACCUGAAGGAGAGAAACAAACUGCUUCUAGAAAUGAGCGAUUCGGGGAAUCCAGCCAGCGUCCCGAGCUGCUCCGGCUUGAGAAGCGGGCCAGAGCGGACUGGAAGCGGCGAGCAGAGCCGAGUCUGGAGCCUGAGCUCCUCCAGCCAGCGGGGGAGAUUGCCAUCGCUCAGAACCAGGGACCUGACGCUGGGGGGAGCCUUCAGGAAGACAAAGAAGACGUGGGAGCCUAACGUCCACGCUGUGAGAAAACCGAAAGAUGAGCAGCAAACAGAAAACCCAGUGGCUCCUAAAAAGGAAAAAAGAGAGAGGGAUGCGAAGAGAAAAGAGAGCAGAGGUGGGAGGAAAGCGAGACCUCAGGUCAUCCAGUCUCACUCCAUCUUUGAACAAUGUCCUGGUGUCUCAAAUUACAGAACAGGCCGGCAUGGUGCCAGGGGCCUGCAGAGCUCCUCCACAUCUCCUGUUUGCAGACCCGUGAAAAAAGAAGGGAAGAAUUCGACAGAGGAUGAAGAUCAUCUUCUCAGUAAACUGCAGCGAGACGACUUCAUAGUUGAUCCAGAGUUGAGGAAUGACGCCCACCUGAACCCCAUCGCUCUGCCUCUGUAUCAGUCCAGCGGCUUCUCCAGGCGCCCCAGGUCGUCCACCGCAACACCAGGUCAAGACAACCCCCCGGUCUUAACAGCGCCACAUUGUGGUGCUGAUGGAAAUGCAGCCCUCUUGACUGACUGGCAGAAAUCUGAGCAGUUGUCUCUGGUGAAGAUGCUGCAGGAACUCAGUGUUUCAGGAGGAGAAGAGCUGUUCUUCAUGCAGUUUCCAGACUGUCUUCCUGGCAGACACUCUGCACCGAAAGCAGACCUUCAUCAUGGAGGGGCGACAGGGAAACCUUCAAAGACAGACGCAAAGUCAGCACAGCAAGAAUCCAGCAACAUGGAUGGCUCCCUUGUCCUCUCAGAAUUCCCUGAGGGAUUUUUGGGCAAACUACAAAUCAGGAAGUCAGGAAAGGUGGAGCUAAAGCUGGGUGACGUCAUCCUGGAUGUGUCAGAAGGAGCUGCCUUUUCCUUCCUGCAGCAACUGGUGUCGGUCCGUCUGUCCGGUGGGAGAACUGGGAACAUGACGGUGCUGGGAAACGUCCAUCACAAGCUGGUUUUGUCUCCUGACUUCCAGUCCUUGUUGAGGCAGGCGGCUGCACAGCAGCCAUGAGGCUCACGUCUGCAGACUGAAUUACUGGACUGUUGGACUAAUAUGACAGUUCAAUAUUUGUUACUGAAAAAGCGUUGUUUUCAUAAAGAUGACUUAUUUUUCUAAUGUCACUGUGAGAAAUGUUUAAACCUAUUAAAUCUAAAAAAAAUCUGUGAUGUUUUUGAGACUAAUAAACGAGAUUCAUUCUGA
This is a messenger RNA of Gambusia affinis (western mosquitofish), 1976 nucleotides long. RefSeq names its product DNA-directed RNA polymerase III subunit RPC4-like. Gene Ontology annotation, cellular component: RNA polymerase III complex. Bases 621 to 1787 code for a protein of 388 amino acids. Lineage: Eukaryota; Metazoa; Chordata; Actinopteri; Cyprinodontiformes; Poeciliidae. The transcript has 8 exons. The record is from RefSeq and is a predicted model, not a curated record. Gene Ontology annotation, molecular function: DNA binding. Gene Ontology annotation, biological process: transcription by RNA polymerase III.